This is a messenger RNA of Eruca vesicaria subsp. sativa (arugula), 3719 nucleotides long. The record is from the annotation of a GenBank genome assembly. NCBI's taxonomy places the organism in Eukaryota, Viridiplantae, Streptophyta, Magnoliopsida, Brassicales, Brassicaceae.
CUAGAGUUCCAUUAUCCACUGGCUAAUGAGGAAACUUUCCACCAUUUAUCAACGUCCACAUUCCUCAGCUCAAAAAUCCUAAAAAUCUAAGUCUUUCAGUCUCAACACAUCACCCAUGGCUUCUUCUUCCUCCAACCCCUCCUACUCCUCCUCCAUCCCUUCCUCCGUCCCAUCACUGCCGAAGCAUCAAGUCUUCAUCAAUUUUCGAGGGGAAGAACUGCGAACAAAAUUCGUCAGCCAUCUCUAUAAAGCGUUGCAAAGAAAUGAUAUCAAUGCCUUUAUAGACGAAGACCUAAACAGAGGUGAUCAACUGGAAACUCUUCUCACGAAAAUCGAGGAGUCGAGGAUCGCGCUCGCCAUCUUCUCGAGCUUGUAUGCGAAUUCAGACUGGUGCUUGAAAGAGCUGAAGAAGAUCCAUGAGUGCUUACUCUCAGGCAAACUUGUUGUCAUCCCCAUCUUCUACAAGGUGGAGCCUAGCGAUGUCAAAAAUCAAAAGGGAGCUUUCGGUGAAGUGUUUAUGGAAUUAGUGGGUAGGGAUGGCAAUGUUGAAAAUUUAUUUAAGUGGAAAAAAGCUUUGGAGGAUGUUGCACAAUUAGCAGGCAUUAAGUUAGACGAAAAGAGCGUUGAAGCUGACUUUGUUGAGAAAAUUGUACAAGAGGUCAUUAAAGUGCUUAAAGAAAAGAAAAUCCCCGACGAGAAAACGCCUGAAGCUCCCAUUGCAGGAGACGAAGAAACGCGCGAAGCUCCUCUGUUUGACAUGGACACACGGCUCCAACAAUUGGAAGAGAUGUUAGAUUUCGAAAGUGAAUGCGAGAUGACACGUACGAUUGGUGUUGUUGGGAUGCCUGGUAUGGGUAAGACCACCCUGGCGAGUAAGCUGUAUGAAGAGAAGCAAGGGUAUUUCCAGCGCCAUGUUUUUCUUCAUGAUGUCCGUGGAAGCUGGAGAGGCAGCACCAUGGAUCAUCGAAAAUUUUUAAUGAAGGAGCUAUUGAAUAGUGGUGGCAGCGAGGCCAAUGAUCGCAACCUAGAAUUCGCUGACCUCUCGCCUGAAGCAGUCAAGACACUCCUACUCAGUACGAAGUCUCUUGUUGUUCUGGAUAAUGUAAGUGACAAGAAACAGAUAGAGGCCCUUCUCGGGGAACGUGACUGGGUUAAGAGUGGUAGCAGAAUCAUUAUCACGACUAGUGACAUGUCUGUGAUCGAGGGGAUAGUUGAUGACACCUACGAGGUUCUCAGACUAAGUCGCAAAGACAGCUUCCAGUACUUCAACUAUUUUGCCUUUGGUAGUAAGGACCAUACUCCCGAGGGUAACUUCUUGGAGCUUUCUAGAUUGUUUGUGGAUUAUGCCAAAGGCAACCCAUUCGCUCUCAAGAUAUUGGGUGUUGACCUUAAAGGAAAAGACGAGAAUCACUGGGAAGAUACAGUUUCCAAGCUGGAACAAAGUCCUACUAAGGCCAUACAAGAUUUCUUGCAGAUAAGCUAUGAUGAGCUAAGUCCGCAUCAAAAAGAUGUGUUUCUUGAUGCUGCGUGUUUCUUUAGAUCAGGGGAUGAGUCUUACGUGAGGUGUUUGGUGGAAUCUUGUGACACUGAUGCUGUGAGUGGGAUAGACGAUCUUGCCAGUAAAUUUUUUAUAAACAUUUCUGGCGGACGAGUGGAGAUGCAUGAUCUACUGUAUACGUUUGGCAAGGAACUUGGUUCACAAAUGUCGCGUAGGCUCUGGAACCAUAACGACGUUGUUAAUACGAAAGUAGCAGAGAAUGUGAGAGGUGUUUUUCUCGACAUGUCUAAACUGAAGACGAGACUUGCUUUCAAAAAAUUUACCUUAAGCCGGAUGCGUAAUCUUAGGUACCUCAAAAUUUAUAAUUCUUAUUGCCAUGGGGAAUGCGAAGCUGACUGCAAACUAAGAGUCCCUGCCGAACUUGAAUUACCGUUAGAUAAAUUACGAUAUUUCUAUUGGCUGAAAUUCCAUUUGAAGAAACUUCCAGAAGACUUCAACCCCAAGAAUCUUAUCGAUCUCAACCUGCCUUAUAGCGAGAUUAGAGAGCUCUGGGAGGGUCUUAAGGAUACACCAAAGUUAAGGUGGGUUGAUCUUAGCCACUCAAGAAAGUUAUGCAAGUUGUCAGGGCUACAAAAUGCCGAGAGACUCGAAAAGUUGAAUCUUGAAGGCUGCACGAGUUUGGAGGAGUUGCCUGGUGAGAUGAAUCGUAUGCAAAGUCUUGUUUUCCUCAACAUGAGAGGUUGCACGAGUCUCCGGGUUCUCCCAAAUAUCAAUCUGAUCACUAUGAAAACUCUUAUUCUCACCAACUGCUCAAGUCUUCAGACUUUCAAGGUGAUUUCGAAUAAUUUAGAAAAUUUACACUUAGAUGGAACUGCCAUUGGUCAACUUCCUGAAGACAUGGUGAAGCUGCAAAGACUGAUUGUAUUGAACUUGAAAAACUGCACAACUUUGGUGGCAGUUCCAGAAUGCCUGGGAAAGCUGAAAGCUCUGGAAGAACUGGUGCUAUCUGGUUGUUCAAAGCUCAAGUCUUUUCCUGUUCCUAUUGAAAACAUGAAAUGCUUGCAGAUAUUGUUGCUUGACGGGACAUCAAUUACAGACAUGUCUAAAAUAUUGCAGUUCAAUAGCUCAAAAGUGGAAGAUUUACCUGGCUUAAGACGUGGUAUGAACGGUCUGUCCUCAUUGCAACGUCUAUGCUUAAGCAAGAAUGAUAAGAUCACCAACUUGGUAAUCGACAUGAGUCUACUAUGUCAUCUGAAAUUGCUCGACCUGAAAGACUGCAAAAAUCUCGCAUCCAUUUCAUUACUUCCGCCAAAUCUAGAGAUUCUAGAUGCAUAUGGCUGCGAGAAAUUGAAAACAGUCGCGUCCCCCUUGGCACGUAUUAAGCUUAUGGAGAAGGUUCACUCUAAAUUCAUUUUCAUCAACUGCAACAAUCUGGAACAAGCUUCAAAAAAUAGCAUCACAUCAUACGCACAAAGGAAAAUCCAGCUUGAUGCGCUUAGAUUCUAUAAAGAGGGAAGUGCUUCAGAAGCUUUAUUCAUCACUUCCUUUCCAGGGAGCGAAGUACCUUCUUGGUUUAACCAUCGCGAAGUCGGACGCUCAUUAAAUCUGACUCCGCCACAUUGGUGUGACAACAAUCUUUCGACAAUAGCUCUGUGCGCUGUUGUUGCGUUCCCGAAUACUCAAGAACGUUUCUCAAUAAAGUGCACUUGUAAGUUCACAAACGAACUUGGGACAUGUACAAGUUUCAGCUGCAUUCUUGGUGGAGGUUGGACUGAACCGCGCGUGAUCGAUUCAGACCAUGUUUUUAUCGGUUAUGCAUGUUGCUCCCACGUUAAAAAUCAUGUACAAGGUUCGCGAGAACAUCAGAGAUGUGUUCCUACGAAGGCGUCAAUCGAGUUCGAAGUGAUAGAGGGAGCAGGUGAGAUUGUAAAUUGUGGUCUAAGUUUUGUGUACGAGGAACCAAAGCAUGUCGUUAUUGAAGGAGACAGUAAUAGAACUUCUUCAGUCGGAGAGAGUGUAGUGUACUCUGCUUCUCGCUUUUUGUUCGCUGUUUUGACGUGUUUGUGUGUUUUAUUCUUUUCGGUUUAUAGGUUUGCUAGUUUUUUUUUUUCACUAAAUAAAUUGUAUUUUUUUGGUCAUCACUAAAUGACUAAUUACUGUUUUGUAUAUGUAAAGUAUAAACUUUAUAUAGUGGAAUUUGUGACUUGAGCUUUUUCACACC